Molecule: messenger RNA, 3036 nt
Organism: Rhodotorula graminis WP1
Lineage: Eukaryota; Fungi; Basidiomycota; Microbotryomycetes; Sporidiobolales; Sporidiobolaceae
Exons: 6
Coding region: 1-3036 (1011 amino acids)
Biological process (GO): regulation of GTPase activity
Cellular component (GO): cytoplasm
Molecular function (GO): guanyl-nucleotide exchange factor activity
Source: RefSeq, a predicted model, not a curated record
AUGAGGGCUCUCUCGAGUGCCGCCCUCGGUGCACCGUCCACCAGUGCACCGGGAGACGACCCACCACCCGCGGGUGCGCCGCCAGGGGGCGCGUCUCGCGAUGCUCUCCCGGCGGCCGAUUCGAGCGGCGAGCCCAAGCCCCUCGCCUCGGCCGUCCAGCACCACCAGCGCGCGGGCGACACCGACCACGACUCGCAGCACGACCACGUCCGCCGCCUGCACGCCCAGCUCGACGCCCACUUCCACCUCGAGCAGCAGCCCUCGCCCGAGCUGGACGACCUCGAUGAGCCCCUCUUCUUCGCCGCUCGCCGCCGCGGCCGCUCCGCCGACCCGGUCAGCCCCGCCGCCGACGACUUGCCUCGAGACGGCGCCACCGGCGCGGCGACGGCGACUCGCAGGGCCCAGCAGCGGCCGGCGUCGAGCUACAUCCCGGCGUCGGCCUGGUCGAGCCACCUCUCGCAGCUCGCGCUCGCGCCGCGCAAAUCGACGACGCGGGCGUCGUCGGCGUCGCCAUCAGCCGCGUCGCGCAGCCGCAGCGGGGCCAGCGACGAGCGCGAUCCGGCCGGUGGUCGAGCGCAUGCAGCGACCGAGUCGGCAGCGCCGGCCGCCCCCACUCGGGCGCGCUCGUCUUCUGCAGACGGGCCAUUCGCCGCCGUCGCCGCCAAGGGUUCUUCGUCCCGUCUGAAUCGCGCCUCGCCCGCCCCGCUGUUCCGACACUCGCUCCGCCUACCCUUCCUUCCCCCCAUCCCGGCGUCCCCACUUCCCUCGACCGCCGUCUCGCCCGGCCUCACUCGCUCCGCCUCGUCGCCGCCCAUCCUCCCCGACAUCGCCCUCGGCGGCCCCCUGUCGCCCUCGUUCGCCCUCGUCCCACCGACCGCCCCGCUCUCGCCGCCGGCCGCCUGGCCCAACGGCGACGACGCGGCUGCCCGGGACCACGACGCCGGCACAACGGCCCGCGUUCCCCCUCCCCUCGUCUAUCGCUCCUCGACCUCGGCCUCUGCGCCCGACCUCUCCCUCUUCUCGUACGCCCCGGUCAGCGAGGCGUCGUCGUACUUUUCGUCGCCCGCCCCAACUGCCGCCUCGUCGCCCACCGCCGCGACCGUCCCCCUCCCACUCGCCGGCGCCGCCCUCGCCCUCGGGCCCACCUCGUCCUCUUCGACUCGUGCCGCCUUCGAGUACGACUCGGACCUCGUCGCCGACGACGUCACGGCGGCGGCAGCCGCGCUCGCCGACGCCGACGCCAAGGAGCGAGCCGACGCGGCCCAGCUCGACGAGCGCCGGUACCACGCUCUCGUCGAGCUCGUCGACACGGAGCGCGGCUACUUGGAACAUCUGCGCGUCCUCGUCCAGGUCUACUUCCGCACCCUCCCGUUCCUCACCGCCCUCACGGCCGCCGAGGUCCAGACCGUCGUCGAGCGCGAGCUCUCCAUCUUUGCCGACGAGGCGUCAAGCUUCGUCCUGUACCACGAGUUCUGCGCUCGUCACGCCGAGGCGCUCGACAUCACUCGCUCGGUCGCGUCGAGGCCCGAGUGGGAGGCGUUCGAGCGUCAGUGCGCCGCUCGUGUCGCCCUCGACGGCGGGCGCGGCGACCGGACGCCCAUCGCGUCGGCAAACUCGUCGGGCUUCUUCCCUCCCGUCUCGGCGGCCACCUCGGCGUCACCUCUGCCCUUCUCGGCAACGCCCCUCGCGACGCCGAGCCACUCGUCCGGCAGCGUGCCGACUAUGGCGUCCCUCGUGCCCUCUGCGGCGUCGUCGAUCAGCCGCACGUCGCGCCUGCGCUUCGUCGACUACGCCAUCGCGCCCGUCCAGCGCGUGACGCGGUACCCGCUCGUGUUCGGCCAGCUCGCCAAGUUCUUUGUCGGCUCGCCCGAGCACGCCGACCUCACGUCCACCUGGACCGCGUUCAAGCGGGUCGCGCAGGGCGUCGACGCGGCCAAGCGUGAGCGAGAGGGCGAGAUGCGCACCAAGGUCGUCGCCCGCCGCAUGGAGUUCAACACGCCGCUCGUCGGCGGCACGUUCUGCGACAUCCUCGGGCCGACCCUCCUCGUUGGUGCGCUGCACGUCGUCCACUCGGGCGGCCCGCUCGCCCCGCCUGCGCCAAUCGCGGCGACCGCCGGCGUGCAGCAUCCCGGCGAGGUCCUCAAGGUCAAGUACCUCGGCUGUUUCCUGUACCGGUCGCACCUCGUCAUGGCCAAGGUCAAGAAGCGCGCGAGCUACGAGCCCAAGGAGUGGCUGCCGCUGCGCCUGUUCGACAUCCAGGGCGUCGACGACGGUCAAGGCCUCCUGUCGCACAGCAUCCGCCUCAGCUAUCGCGACCACCAGUUCGAGCUCGGCGCUCUCUGCGACGGCGAGCGCAGCGUCUGGCUGUCGCAGCUCCUUGCCGCCCAGGCCGACGCUCGGCGCAUAUGGGACACGCAGGACCGCGACGAGCACGGCAAGCCGACGUUGUUCGACGACUCGGUCGUGUCGAGCGUCGCGACCGACGCCGCCGUCGCCCAGCGCCGGUCGCACUCGCGGUCGGCAAGCUCGAUCUCGGUCGUGUCGACGUUCGGCGGCUCGAGCAGCAGCCACGCGCCGUCGUCGUCGAGCAGCCCUGUCCUCGUGCAGGAAGAACCCGUCCCGCCCGUCCCGAUCGAGUACGCCGAGCUCGUCAAGACGCCGUCGCCCUCGCCUCCUGCCGCCGUUCUCUCGACCUCGGCACCCCUCGCGCCCGUCCUCUCGCCGCCAAGCAGCACCCUCACGCUCGCGACCACACCCACCCUCGCCUCGCGCUCUCGGUUCUCGAGCACGGCGUCGUCCCUCCUUCUCGGCCGCACGCCCGCCUCGCAGCGUGCGGCCGUCGACCUGCGCCUCGCCGACGUCUUCUCCGAGGAGUGUCUCUCGGCCCGUGCGCAGGCGGCGCGAGAGGUCGAGCUCGAGCGGGCGGCAUCGCUCGCAAGUCGACGCUUCCGCACCAUCUCGGGCCCGAAGCGCAGCAUGACGACGCUCGCGCCGGCUAGCUCGCACAGCUCGUCAGCGUCGCCGCCGUUCUCGUAG